UACAACGAUGGCGGCCGAACUGGUGGAAGCGAUGAACAUGGUCAAGGGCUUACGGGUCUCAGACCUGCAGACAUUGCUGUCUUCCAUGGGUCGCAGCAAAAGUGGGCUGAAGCAGGACCUAGUGGGGCGUGCACUCAAGUUGUUGCAGACAGAUUCCAGCCCAGAGCUACUAAAGAAAGUCAAACAGUUAUAUUUGUCACGUUUCCCCAAACCACCUACUUGGCUGGCAACAACACGGCGCAGCGAUGGCGACUCUCCUUACUCGUCCCCCAGUCCCACUCCAACAUCAGGAGGAUAUGACUUCUUCAAAAUACUUAAUGAUCAAAAAGCCACACCGAAUGUCCUUUCCAAACCGCUCACUACACCCGAGACUGAGGUCAAGCUGGUCCCACUGCCCUUCUACCAUACUUUGGAAACACUGCACCCACCAACAGAGCUCAUUGCCCACACCAGUGAGAAACUACAGGAUAGUCAGUGCGUCUUUGAGUUAACGCCAAGCCAAGCAGACCAGCUCAGAAACGCAGGUGAGCUUCGUCCAGGAGUCCGAUCAAUUCAAGUGGUUCUUCGAAUCUGCUACACAGACUCCUCUGGUGUUCAGGAAGACCAGUAUCCUCCCAAUAUUGCCGUCAAAGUCAACCAGUCCUACUGUCAUGUGCCAGGAUACUACCCCUCAAACAAGCCUGGUGCUGAACCCCGCCGCCCCUGUCGCCCUGUUAACAUCACACCGUGGCUACACCUUUCUAAUGUUGCAAACAGAGUGACCAUAACUUGGGGAAAUUUUGGAAAGCGGUACUCCGUGGCGUUGUAUCUAGUGAGGGUCUUCACUGCAGCAGAGCUCUACAGUCAGCUCAAACUCUGCUCUGUUGAGAGUGCAGAUCGCUGCCGUGAACGGAUUCAGGACAAACUUCGUUUUGACCCAGAGAGUGAAAUUGCCACCACAGGACUCCGCGUCUCUCUCAUUUGCCCACUAGUGAAGAUGCGACUUGGUGUGCCAUGCAGAGCACUAACUUGUGCCCAUCUCCAAUGCUUCGACGUGAUAUUCUUCCUACAAAUGAAUGAGAAGAAGCCCACAUGGACGUGCCCUGUCUGUGACAAACCCGCUCCCUACGAGCUGCUCACCAUUGAUGGUCUCUUAAGUGAGAUUCUGACGGAGACAAAUGAAGACAUCGAGGAGAUUGAGUACUUGACUGACGGCUCCUGGCGACCUGUCAAAGAGGAGAAGGAACGUGAAAGAGAACGCAGCACCACACCGGAGUUUCCUCUUGUCGAUAUAUGCAGUCCUGAAGCUAAUGGCCACUCUCCAGCCCACAGCAGCUCCAGUCUGACGGGCAAAUCUGGAAGCAGUUCUGUGGGGACAACGGGAGGCGGCGUAGUGGUAGACCUGACACUUGACUCCUCUUCUGAGGAUGACGAGGAGGAGGAGGACGAGGAGGAGAUCAGGGGUGCGACAGGAGGAGAUGGUGAGGACAGCACCGGCAGUGCCACCCCAAAGAGGCGCAGAUCCAACCAUGACAAGGACCUGCUCACAGUCUACUGACCCCGCUGUAUGUCCCCUCAUAGACUGACACAAACACACAGAGACAGGGGGCUUAAAACUUGAGGAAAAGAUCACAGUCAUCCACUAAAUGCAACAACCUGACUUCAUGCCCCGGAAAUUCAGAGCCUUUUUAGAAGCUCUGGGUUAUCGCCUGAUGAUAAUACAACACCCAAUCGAUCACUGUUAGUCAGUCUUGAGUCUCAAGUGACUUUUCUUUGCUGUACACCACUGGAAGUAACUGUUUUUUUGGCCACUCAUCACCAGACAGUGAAUAUCUGUACAUCCUUCAACUACAAAGACUGAAUGGAUUGGCACCGAACAACCACCACCACCACCUCUGCUCCUCUCUUUUCAGACUAAUCCAGCUCUACCACCCUGUCUCCUUCUACGUGUUUUGGAAUUACUGGCUCUUUUAGCCAUGGGACUCCAUUGUUUGCAUCUCUUGAUUAUGGUCUCAUCUGUGAUGACUAGGCAAUUUGUUAUGGAGGCUUUGCAGUUUUGAAGGUUUAAGUGGAAAUAGAAAUAUUUUGGGGGGGGGACAAGGCAGACAUACUAUUGAUUGCAAAUUUAAAUCCCCUCUAUUGUGCUAUUUGCUCACACGCGUAAGGGUGAAAGGCUGUUUUCAGGUUUUUACUGAUGACAUGGCAGCACACAAUACAGGCCUCAAAGUGUAAUGCUUUCCAUUUCAUUUUGUCCUUUUGAUAAAGAGAACCUACCUCAGUCAUACAAACUUAGCAGACCGAUCAGAGUUGCUUUGAAUAGACGUUGGAGACAGAAGAACAGAGAUUUCUUAGCCAUUUUCACACGGGAGACGGCGUUUUCCUGAAUUCCAUUGCGUCAACUAAAUCCUCAGUCAGAAGUGAGCUAGUUUGUGGAUAACAGACAUAAUUGUGGGCGUGAGUGAUGCAUAAGCUUGUGGUGUUUCUCAGUGUAUUACGAUCUUUUCUGAUGGGAAUCAUUUUGGCUCUUACGACAGAGUUUCACUGAGCUAACUGUAGGGCAAACGGAGACCUCUUCUUCAGCGAGCAGGAAAUGAGUUUGAGGUUUUGGUGCCUUUUGUUGAGUGGUGAAGACCAGUUAGUUUUAUUUUCAUUUCAUUUUUAGCUGAUGUGUGAGUGAGAUUUAUAUUUCAUUCAUGACAUGAAAGCUUUUCCAGUCACAAUUUAGACAAAUAAUAUUCAUGUUCUGUCAUUCCUUGAUCCGAUGCUGUUGUGUCCAGCUUUUGCAGCAUAUUUAUUUAUUUGCUUCACAUGUACUUCUCGGUUGUUUGUGGUAAGUCUUCAAAAUCUGUCUGUAGUCCUGUACGGACCGUAGCUGUUGAUUUGCGGAUAUCAGGGCACUUCUGCUGCUGGGACUUGGGUGUUUAGAUACAAGUUUUGGCUCAACUAUUUUUGAACGCUGCUUUCCUUUCCCCCUGAAUUGAACCAUCCUCGGUCAAAGCACCAUUCAAAAUAUUCUGCUGUGCAGCACAUUUAACCCAACAAAAUCUAAUUAGGUAUUUGUAAGGCCAACCCUUCUGAGUUGUCAAGAAUUAUUUUGCCAGUAGUCCCGUCUGGAACAAGCAGCGCUUCGCCAUCCAGCGGCCCCUCUCAGGCUCUUCUCAUUGAAGAUAAAGUCGCAUCGUUUUUGCUGGGAAGGAGGUGAACUGAAAGUCACUACUUGCAGUGUAGGCUAUGAAAUAACAUCGAAUCAAACUUUAUUCAUUAAGCAGUUUUCGUAUUAAAAAAAAACCCCACACACAACAAAUUUUCCACUGCAUCUACACUAUAGUAUUGUCAGUAUGUGAUGGCUGCUUGUCAUAUGGGGACAUCAGACUGGAUCUGCAAGCCUUAGGCCUUCAGGCUUCAGCAUUUGUUUGAUAACAAAAAUUUUGCAAUAACUGUUUGCACUUGAUCGAUAUUUCAAUAGAAUCCCAUGACCCUUUUUUCAAUUUGAAAGCCCUCCACUAGUGAGUAUUAAUACAUUCUGCACAUCUUUUGUGUGGGCCUGUUGCACCUGGAGGGCAAUGUGGAGGAUUUUUUUUUUUUUUUCCCAAUGACGUAAACAUUUCUUUUCUGGUUGGGGAUUAAUCAGGACAGAUUCUGGUUUUCAUGUGCUCUGCUUUGAGACAAUUAAAGAUUAGAGUUAAAGAUUCAUGUUGGGCUUCAGAUUAACAAAUGCAUCCACUGUUAGGGCUUAAGAUUGACAAGCUGGGUUAAGUCAGAUAUUGUCUUCCAUUUUUCAGCUUUUUUUUAAUUUUUUUUUUACAACUUGAAGUGAUACAGAUUUAAACAAUGGUAUAAAACAUUGGCAAUCUGCUCAGAACUGAUUCAAGUUCAGCCAGUGGUACACUGGUUUGUCCCAGGAAAGAAUGUUUAUCUCCCGAAAUUAAAAACUCGCUAAUGUUUAUUUUUUUUUUUAGAACUUACAUGCCACCUGCAUUUAACAAGGCAAAUUUUUUUUGUAAGUAACUUCUAUAUGUAUAAAUAAUUAUUUGGAAUAGCUCUUUAAAUGAUUUCCCUAUACCUCCCUUAUGGGUUUAAGAGCAGAGCUGGUGGAACUGAGCCAGCAUGUGCAGGAUGUGUCAGGCACUAGAGAGAGCUGAAGGCAUGGAUUUAUUUUUGUAGUGGCAUCUUUUUCCCACUCUCACACAAUGGAGAAAGUAGCAUUAGCAGAGAAAUACAAUUUGUUAUUUUGGAGAGGUGGGUAUUUUGUUUUUGUGUAUGUCUAUUAAAUAUUUUUUGAGCCUUGAACUGUGUGACGUGUGGGUUGUUGCAUCCUGUACCUAAUGCGCAGAGCUUGGGACACAUUUUAACCCUCUAUGGUAUGACAACACACUUUUUUCGGCCUGGUUGAAUAAUGCCACAUAAAGAGAGAGGAAAGAACAUAGAGAACCAACAGAUUGCUUUAAUUUCAAACAUGACUUUAAGGAAGCCAUAUUGGAACCUUUUUAUUCAGACUCUUUCAAUGUCGAACACUUUUGUUCCACUAAUUGCGCCUGAAAAGUUUCAUUUCAACAGGAAAAGAAAUAUCCAUUACUGUGUGUAAAGCAUGAUUGGUAGAUUUUUUUCAUUACUUUUAUUUGCUUAUAAAAUAAUUUAAACAUUUUAAAAAAUGCAGCAGUGCACCUUUAUGGAAUCACCAAGACAGCAUGCAACUUUGGUAGUGUGCAUCAUUGUAUAUAAAACCUUUAAAAAAAAAAAAAAAAAAAAGUCAUGGCAUUCAUAUUCUUUUAGUCUUCACAAUUCUAAGAAAAGACAGUUCUAUUAAUGCCCAUGUAUUGG
Messenger RNA from Salarias fasciatus (jewelled blenny), 4800 nucleotides. RefSeq names its product protein inhibitor of activated STAT, 4a (gene pias4a). The record is from RefSeq and is a predicted model, not a curated record. Gene Ontology annotation, biological process: regulation of transcription by RNA polymerase II; protein sumoylation. Gene Ontology annotation, cellular component: chromatin. The transcript has 11 exons. The coding region runs from base 8 to 1537 and encodes 509 amino acids. Gene Ontology annotation, molecular function: SUMO ligase activity; zinc ion binding; transcription coregulator activity. NCBI's taxonomy places the organism in Eukaryota, Metazoa, Chordata, Actinopteri, Blenniiformes, Blenniidae.